CUUGUUAUUUUCCACUAAAACCUCUCUUAGAAUUCUCAAUCUAUAAAACCUCUUUCAACAUUCAUCGUUCCCUCCGAAAAACCCCCACUUUCCUUCCUUCCUUCACAUUUCCCUUUGCUUUCUUCGCUUCCUAUUUUUGUCUUCAUGGUUUUCUCUCUUUGACUCUUUUUUCUUUCCCUUCUUUUCACGUUUUCCGAGUGAAAUAGAUUCCUUCCUCCCCUUUGAAAAGAAAGAAAAAAAAAAAAAAUGGUGGAACAGAGCGAGAAAAUUAAUGGAAAAUUUCCCGAGAAAGAAGGAGAUAUGGAAACAAAAAAUGGAUUUGAUUCUGAAAACGAUUCGAAUUCGGAUUCAAUUCAAAAAUUUUCCACCGAAAAACCCGAGAAUAUUAUAGCCGUUACGAAGCGUCCCCAUUUACAAGUAGUUAUCCAACCUCAUUCACAGCUCCCGAAGCCCGAGGCACCUCCUGGACUGCUCCCUUCCAUUUCUAAGAAAAGCGACGAAAACGACGUCGUAGAUACCGUUUCCGAUAGCUUCACCGUCGACAUGCCGGCGAUCGGAAAAUUCAUUCGAGAGAGGAGUAACAAUUUCUCGGCUGCGAUCACGAAGCGAUUGUCGUCUCUCAAAGAGAACGAUCAGAAAUCGAGCUCCGACGUGAAAGAGUUCAGCCUCUCGGAACUCAGAGUGGUAGUGAAGCUCAAAAACCAACAAGAAGAAGAAGCAGUAGAUAAAGAAACCAUGAAAGGCCGGAUCAGCUUCUUCUCGAGGUCGAAUUGCAGAGACUGUACGGCAGUACGGAGGUUCUUCAGAGAGAAAGGGCUUAAAUUCGUGGAGAUAAACAUCGACGUUUAUCCGCAGAGAGAGAAAGAGCUUAUCGAAAAGACAGGUAGCUCGACCGUACCGCAGAUUUUCUUCAACGAGAAGUUAUUCGGUGGUUUGGUAGCCCUGAACUCGUUGAGAAACAGUGGUGGAUUUGACCAGAGGUUGAAGGAAAUGGUGGGCCCCAAAUGUCCCGACGACGCUCCGGCCCCACCGGUUUACGGAUUCGACGAUCACGAUGAUGAUGAGGUUGAGAAGCCGACGGACGAGAUUGUUUCGAUCGUGAGGGUUCUGAGGCAUAGAUUGCCGAUUCAGGACCGUCUGAUGAAGAUGAAGAUCGUGAAGAACUGCUUCUCCGGUGGGGAAAUGGUGGACGCCAUCGUUAACCAUUUGAACUGCGACCGUAUUAAGGCAGUUGAGGUUGGAAAGCAGCUUGCAAGAAAGCACUUCAUUCACCAUGUCUUUGGAGAGAGUGGUUUCGAAGAUGGAAACCAUUUUUAUCGUUUCCUUGAGCAUGAACCAUUCAUUCCAAAAUGCUUUAAUUUCCGAGGUACCAUAAACGAUUGUGAACCAAAGCCAGCAGCCAAAAUUGGUGAAAAGCUCACCAAGAUCAUGUCUGCCAUACUUGAAGCCUAUGCCUCUGAUGAUCGUCGUCAUGUUGACUACAUUGGCAUCAGCAACAGUGAGGAAUUUCGAAGGUAUAUAAAUCUGGUCCAAGAGCUUCACCGAGCCAACCUUGUCGAACUCUCAGAGGAUGAGAAACUUGCUUUCUUCUUAAACUUGUAUAAUGCCAUGGUGAUCCAUGCAGUUAUAAGAGUUGGACAUCCAGAAGGUCUAAUUGAUAGGAGAUCCUUCUUCUCUGACUUCCAAUAUCUAGUCGGAGGUUACCCCUAUUCUCUUAAUACUAUCCAAAAUGGGAUUCUCAGAAAUAAUUGUAGGCCUCCUUAUUCCUUUACCAAGUCCUUUGGCUCAGGAGAUGAACGUCUAAAGCUUGUUCUUGGCAAAGUGAAUCCAUUGAUUCACUUCGGACUCUGUAAUGGAACAAGGUCAAGCCCAACUGUUAGGUUCUUCAUAUCCCAAGGAGUUGAAGCUGAAUUAAGAUGUGCAGCAAGAGAGUUUUUCCAAAAUGGUGGAAUGGAUGUUGAUUUGGCUAAGAGAACUGUGUAUCUAGCUAAGAUUAUCAAGUGGUUUGAUGGGGAUUUUGGUAAGGAGAAAGAAAUACUCAAGUGGAUAAUCAAAUACUUGGAUGCAACUAAAGCUGGUCUCUUGACACAUCUUUUGGGUGAUGGAAGCCCAGUAAAUAUUGUGUACAAGAACUAUGAUUGGUCUGUGAACACUUAGAAAAUUUCCACAUAGGUGCUUCUGGUUCAAAAUUGAAAGAAAAUCCUUAGUGGUAUUGCUUCAUUUCAGAAAAAAGGUAUUGUAUAUAAAAUACUUCACAAUUUGAAGGCUUUCUCACUCAUAGAGGUAGAAGGAAGUAUUGAAAUAGAAGUAAAUGAUUUUUGUUAAUUUACAAUGUAUUGUUGGAGACAGAGGAGAGAUGAAAGUUAGAUUUCUGGUCUUUUAAGAAGAUGGGAAAAGCAAUGUAAUUGGUUGUUUAACUUUCAUAUUUGUUUAUUUUCUGUUCAUUGAUCAAUGAUUUAUUUUAUAAGAAGAGAAUGAUUAAACCA
This is a messenger RNA of Ziziphus jujuba (common jujube), 2486 nucleotides long. RefSeq lists its product as uncharacterized. NCBI's taxonomy places the organism in Eukaryota, Viridiplantae, Streptophyta, Magnoliopsida, Rosales, Rhamnaceae. The transcript is spliced from 6 exons. The coding region runs from base 247 to 2157 and encodes 636 amino acids. Gene Ontology annotation, biological process: intracellular signal transduction. The record is from RefSeq and is a predicted model, not a curated record.